AAUGCCUGUUACUACCUACGCCCUGCUUUUAUACAAUUCCUUAUCAGUUGUUUAUGCCUUGGCUGUCAACAACAAGGGUCUAACCCCAGAUAAGGAUUGUUCACAACAAACAGGGUUACCCGUCAAGGGGGUUGAUUCUGGCAGUUCGGUACCAUCUACCCUAGAGGCAACAUCUACUCCAACACCUCUACCAUAUAACAAUGGCUGCCACUUGUUGUCAAUUGCACCAUUUGAAGUUGCUUAUGUAAAAGAAUCCGAUGAUGACUAUUGUCCUGAAGAGAAAUUAUGCGAAAUACAGCCUGAAGACGAACCCUGUCCCAAAAAGGUGUUAUGUGUCGAGACUCCAAAAGUCGAGCCUUGUCCAGAUGAGCUGUUAUACAAAGCACGAGAUAACUAUGAUCCAGAAGAGAAGUUAUACAAAGUCCAAGCUAGAUAUGAGCCUUUACCAGUAGAACAAACAUUAAGCCAAUCACAAUCUGAAGAUGAACCUUGUCCAGAAUUCCGUUUAUGCAACUCACAAAUUGAGUGUAAUAGAGAUAAAAAAAGGGAAGAUUCCAUAAUUUAUAGAUCAGAUAUAUCGGCUGAUUGUGUGUCGAGUGCUGAAGAUGACUCACAUGAUAUAUCCUUUGAAAUUAAGAUUAAUAAAGAGAAAAAUGAGGCAGAAGACAAACUCUUUCAGCUGGUUAAAAAUUGGACAGAUUCUAAUGACAAUGAUUUGAAAACAUUUCUCAAUGAUCUAGAAGAUUGUCAUAGACUAUUCAAAAUAAAAGACAUUAUUUAA
Molecule: messenger RNA, 781 nt
Organism: Dimorphilus gyrociliatus
Lineage: Eukaryota; Metazoa; Annelida; Polychaeta; Dinophilidae
Source: the annotation of a GenBank genome assembly